AUGUGUCUGUGUUGUGUGUGUGCGUAUAUCUAUCUAUCUAUCUAUCUAUCUAUCUAUCUAUCUAUCUAUCUGAAAAUUGUGUACUCCAUCCUCUCUCCCCGUAGUGUAUUGAUUCGCAUAUGUCUCCCUAGUGUCCGGCCAUAUUACCUAACUAGCAGAUUCUAUCUCGCUAUGAUGACUACAGGUUUGAGUCAAUUUUGCCCUUCAUCUAAAACGACACCUCAUCUACCUUUUCCCUUGCUUUUUUCAUUUUCGCUCUUCUCUUUUCCUUUUAAUUCCCUACUAAUCUUUCUUUUCUCAUAUGUUUACCACAGUUCUCUCUAUAUUUCUUUCACGCUCUCACAGUCUCUUCUUUUUCCUCCUUUAUUUUUUCUCUUUUUCUGUUGCGUUCUUUUUUUACAUCUCUCUUUAUUUUCUCUUUCUUUCAUUUUACUUUAUUUUCGACUUCUCUCUCUCUCUCUCUCUCUCUCUCUCUUUCCUUCAUUCCACCCUUUCUUUCACUUUUUUCCACACCUCUUCUAUGUUUUACAUUCUUCCCACUCUUACUUUAUCCCUUCUCUUUUGUUUAAUCUAUUUCAGUUUACUAUUUACAGUUUCGCCUUGCUUUUUCAUCUUUUUUCCUUUCUUUUCUUUUUUUAUUCCUUUUCCUGCUCUAUUUCUUCUCACUUUCCCUCAUUCGAGCUGUUUUCUUUUAAUCUUCAUUCAUGUACGUUUUAUUCUAUUGUUCUUCCAAUUUUUUCCGCUCCUUUAGAUUUCUUUUAG
Molecule: messenger RNA, 762 nt
Organism: Acanthosepion pharaonis
Lineage: Eukaryota; Metazoa; Mollusca; Cephalopoda; Sepiida; Sepiidae
Source: the annotation of a GenBank genome assembly